Molecule: messenger RNA, 3000 nt
Organism: Dermacentor andersoni
Lineage: Eukaryota; Metazoa; Arthropoda; Arachnida; Ixodida; Ixodidae
Biological process (GO): signal transduction; inflammatory response
Cellular component (GO): plasma membrane
Molecular function (GO): protein binding; signaling receptor activity
Source: RefSeq, a predicted model, not a curated record
UCUGUCUGUCUGUCUGUCUGUCCGUCCGUCCGUCUGUCUGUCUGUCUGUCUGUCUGUCUGUCUGUCUGUCUGUCUGUCUGUCUGUCUGUCUGUCUGUCUGUCUGUCUGUUUGUUGUUUGUUUUUGUUUGUUUGUUUGUUCGUUCGUUUGUUCGUUCGUUUGUUUGUUUGUUUGUUUGUUUGUUUGUUUGUUUGUUUGUUUGUUUGUUUGUUUGUUUGUUUGUUUGUUUGUUUGUUUGUUUGUUUGUUUGUUUGUUUGUUUGUUUGUUACCGCGAAUUUUUGCGCCUUUAUCAUCUUUAUCACAGGAGAGCAUGCGAGCAGAAGUACUACUUGCUGCCCUGUGGCUCCUUGCGGUCGCCGCCCAGAUGAAAUCGCCGUGCCACGAGCAAGCGGGCCUACACGUGGAAGCUGUGCUACUACAGGACUGUAUGAUGAUUCCAAAAGGCUACAACCAAGCGGACGUCGAGUGUUUCGCAAUCGAGAGGUCGCGCUCACAAUUCCUUCCAAAAGCAGGCGUCAUAAAAGCUACUGUAACCUCUCACCUCUCAUUGUGGACAGUUCGUGAACGCAUUUGGGGCACCUGCGAGUCUCUUCGUAACGUUAGCUUUGAUUGCUGUUACCAGUAUAACAUAAAUGAGACAUCAUCACAUUCUGCUCAUGAUGUAAGUAAACUUCGACGUAUUUCGCAGAUUAACGAACCCAUUAUAGCCCAGAUUGGAGAAUGCGCAAGAGAUCAUACCCGUAUCAGCUGUAGCGUAAAAGUGUUUAUACCGUUAUCGGUGAAGGAAGAUGUGGCUGACAAGCCUAACAUAUACAACAAAUCACAGAGCACGUGCCGUAUUUCCAUUGAGACGCCUGAUGGGGCCAUCUCGGACUCUGCUCUUGCCACAAAUGUCACCUUCUUAGGAGGCACUAAAAAUUUGUCCCAAAUACUGCAAAGUCAGGACGCCUUUAAAUAUGCUACGCGAGUUAUAAUAUAUGGCUGUUCGUUCGACACGUUCGUAAUAGGUGAGUUGAAGUUAGCACCAAAUUUAAAGCACGUUAAAUUUUAUGGCACUUCAUUUAAAAAUUCAACGAUUGAAGCACUUGAACCCCCUCUGGGCGUACAAAAGCUAUCUUUCUUAAAGUCCAUAAUGAGCUCAAUUCCUCAAGCGAUAUUUUCCAUUGACACUCUUCAAAGCCUAAGCGUUAAACAUACAGUAAUUGGGUCUAACCAAUCUUUCUCAAUCGUUCCGCCGAGUCCUAUGAAGAACAGUUCGAUCACGAAUCUGAAUUUGAAAGGGACAGCGCUGUAUUCCCUGGCUGAUCGCGCCUUCUGCAACUUUCCCAUGCUUGAAAAUUUGAAUUUGCAACAGUGUUCCUUGAAAAUGAUGUACAGCUCCCCUUUCAUCUGUCUCCGACGCCUAAAGUGCCUAAAGCUCAAGAACAACGAACUAACAACUAUAACUAACGAAACCUUCCAAGGCCUGGUGAGCUUAACGACACUGAAGCUCACGAAAAACAGGAUAGCAUUUCACGAUCCUACACCUGUGUUCGCUCCACUGGUUAGUCUGAACAUUCUCCAUUUGGGCGAAAACAGGAUCGAUGUCCUCUUUCCAGAAAUAUUCGUCAGUCUUUCCGUGUCAAAGCUCACGCUAGCGCUCAACUACAUAUCGGCGUGGUCGCGACCUAUCUUCUCCCGCAUGACUUACCUCGAUAACUUGCGCCUGGAUGGUAACAAGAUUCACGUCUUAGACGACAACAUGUACAAAGACGUUGCCAACGUGUCGAACGUUCACAUCUGCUAUAAUCCCUGGGAAUGCACCAACUGUGACAUCAAGAACGUGCAACUGUUCCUGCUCGAAACUGGCCGCAAUCACUGCUGCGUGGAUUGCGUCGUCUGCAGUGACGGCCAGGGGUCGCUGUCCCACAUCCCCGUCAUGGACGCAGCUCCCGGUACCGAAAAGGCAUGCCAGCCACCGGACUACUACGUCAUGAUAGGUGUGCCAAUCAUUAUGAUCGUCCUUCUCGGCUCGGUGACGUCUUACGCCGUGUACACGAACAGGUGGUACAUCCGAUACUUCUUGCUCUUCCUCCGCGUCAAAACCAAGGCUUAUAAGCGACUGCGUUCGGCGGACCGCUUUCUGUGGGACGCCUUCGUCUCCUAUCACCACUCGGACGCCGAAUGGGUGCACGAGCACAUAGUUCCGGCGCUGGAAUCAACGGUACUUCGAUUCCGUUUGUGUGUCGCGGAACGGGACUUCAUACCGGGACUCCCAAUCGCGGAGAACGUGUGCCGAGGCAUAGCGCAGAGCCGUAAGUCAUUGUUCGUGCUGAGUAGUCAGUUUUCCGCGAGUCGCUGGUGCAUGUUUGAGCUUACGCUGGCGCAGCAUCGCCUGUUCGAGUCGAACCGCGAGAACCAGAUGGUCUUCAUACGCCGUGAGCCGAUGGACGAGUCCACCCUGUGCCCUUUGCUGAGCUACCUAUUCAGGACGAAGACCUACGUACAGGCACCACCCGAAGACGCCGACGAAAGUGUGCGCCAUUACUUCUGGCUGCAGCUUCGCGCGGCUUUGGAGUUGUAAAUGUAGCGCACUGUAGCGUGCCAGUUACAGUUUUGCCAGCUACAUUUUAUGCCGUCACCUAUCGUCGUAUACCUAGUGGCUUUUUUUUUUUUUUUUAGUGUGAUGUUCACGAGGAUUUCGUGUCUUAAGGUGCUGGGGAUGGUGGUUGUAGGGCGCCGUAACGGUGCACUAGUGGUAUCGUAAUAUGAUGCUGCAGACGUAAACUUGCAGCGCUACGCUCCCGUGCCCUGCAGAACAGCCAUUUCCGUUGUUAUGUUGCGAGCGUUACCUCAGUGAAUGGCAGGCUACUGAGCCGGGCUACAGAGUCAACCUCGAAAGUGUGUUACAGUAUGUUUAUCUAUCGACCAAAGUUCGCUGAACUAUCUACAGUUAGCCACGUAAUACGGCAAUAUCAACGCUAUGUGCUUCCUAUUUCUGAAAUAAAAAAGGUGUCAAUU